Penicillium verhagenii is the source of this 411-nucleotide messenger RNA. Its product is annotated as Erg28 family protein. The record is from RefSeq and is a predicted model, not a curated record. Gene Ontology annotation, cellular component: endoplasmic reticulum; membrane. The coding region runs from base 1 to 411 and encodes 136 amino acids. The transcript has 2 exons. Gene Ontology annotation, molecular function: protein-macromolecule adaptor activity. NCBI's taxonomy places the organism in Eukaryota, Fungi, Ascomycota, Eurotiomycetes, Eurotiales, Aspergillaceae.
AUGUCUGAAGUACUACUCUCUUACUUGCCCCCCUUCGAGGGUCUCUUGCCCAAAUGGCUCGUCUUUGUCUCCGCGGUCUCCGCCCUUAACAGCUUGCAGGCUUACUGCUCCGCCGAUUACACCUCGAAGCUCUACACCAAUGGCGUCAUCCCCUGCGAACCUCUUUCUGGUCGUCUCUUUGGCACCUGGACCUUCCUCUCCGCCGUGAUCCGCAUGACUGCCGCCUACAAUAUCACCAACCCCGUCGCGUACGACCUUGCCAUCUGGACCUAUGCCAUUGCUCUGGCCCACUUCACUGGAGAGCUGAUCUUUGGUAACGCGUCGCUGAAGGGUCGCUUCCUAAGCCCGCUGAUCGUGGCUUCAUCGUCGGUGGCCUGGAUGCUGACCCAGCGCGAGGCCUACCUUGUUUAA